Messenger RNA from Lactuca virosa, 306 nucleotides. The record is from the annotation of a GenBank genome assembly. NCBI's taxonomy places the organism in Eukaryota, Viridiplantae, Streptophyta, Magnoliopsida, Asterales, Asteraceae.
AUGUCUCUUUCGUUUUCCGACCAGAUGGAGUCCCGAACGACGCCGCCUGCUGCCUCUGCUGCCGACGAAGGCAACAACUGUGGUCCUAGCAGGCGAGAAAGGGAGACCGGGAGCUCAAAGUCGCGACUGCCGCCGCCGGAGGCUGUGAAGAUCAUGAGCUGUUCCAAAUCGUUGCUAUUCUUCUUUUCUUCUCCUAUUUAUCCCGUCGCCGCCGCCUUGUGGGUGGAGGAACUCAUGGCGUUUCCUGCUAUCACUGGUGAAUGGUGGUAUGGUUCCAGGCUCGUGUGCGACGUGGGUGCGAUGUGA